AAAUCUCGUGUGGGAGGACGACACUUCCGCCUUCACUGUGACUCUACGUCGUUGAAUCGCAUAAUUUUUGGCAGUAUUGUUCUCCAGGUUUUUUUUAAUCAUUUAAACGAUUAAUUUCAUCAGUAUGCCUAGGGACAGAAAGGAAAGUGAUGUUCCUAAUGACAGUGAAGAGGACAGUUCUUCGGAAGAUUCUUCAGGUUCUGAUUCUGGGAGUAGCAGUUCAGGGAGCAAUGGAUCUGAGUCAGACUCUAAGAAAACUUCAGGAGAUAAACGUGACUCUUCUCACAAGACUGGUUCACCUGGUAGAGCUGGAAGGAACAAUGAGAUUAAUUCUUCGGGGAGAGAGAAAGAAAAAUCUGGCGAAAAUGGAUCUGAUCAUGGACGUGACAAUGAUGGUUACAAGCAUAGAAACAGCAGAGAUAAAACUGAUGAAAGAACUAAAGUCAAAGAUGCAGAAGGUGAUAUUAGCAGUGACGGAGAGCAGAUCACAAGAUCUGGGCCCCGCAGUACAAUAGUUCAGAAAUCAUCAGUUACAAGAAAAGAUAGUGAAACAAAAGAAAGAUCUGAAGAUUCAGGGAAGCGGACACUUUUCAAAGAACCAGAGAAAAGAGACAGAGAGCGUCGUGAUGAUGAUGAGGAAAGUCAAAGAAGACGCAGGACACGUUCUCGAAGUCCAAGAAAUCGAGAAAGUGAGCGUGGAAAGGAUUAUCGAGGAAGGGAUGAUAAGCCACGAAGGCCAGACAAUAGAGAUGACAAAGGUAGACAGAGGGAUCGUGAUGAUGACAGUCGUAAGCAUGAGAAUCGAAGACGAGAAGAACGGCAAGAUAAUACGAUCGAUCAAGAUAGGGAUGAAGGGAAUCAAGAAGAACGCUCAAGACGAGACAGAGAACCAAGUGGCCAGAGGAAAGUUAGGGAUGAAGGACACCAGGACAAUGACAGAUCAAGACGAGACAGGGAUGGAGAGUCUGGGCGACGAGGCCGGGAUGAGGGGAGGCGAGAUGACUGGAGAAGGGAGAGAGAAACCACACGCGCACGAUCCAAUGAUAGGGACAGGCGACAUGAGAGAGACAGAGACUUGAGGAAUGAUGUCAGACAGAAUGAUGACAAAGAAAACCGUAGAGAUGAAAACACAUCUCGCAAAAGGCCAGCAGAUGAAGGUGAGCAGGUAAAAGGGAAAGAAGAUGUGGGUCAACCAGUGGAGAAGAAAAGCAAAACUGGUGAAGAAGAACUUUUGACGUCUCGUACUGGAGGAGCUUACAUUCCUCCAGCCAGGCUUCGCAUGAUGCAAGCUCAGAUUACAGAUAAGAGCAGUGUUCCCUAUCAGCGCAUGGCAUGGGAAGCACUUAAAAAGAGCAUCAAUGGUCUCAUUAACAAGGUGAACGUGUCCAAUAUAGUGGACAUUGUCCGAGAACUUCAAGAAAACAUUGUUCGAGGAAGUGGUCUUUUGGCAAGGUCUGUUAUACAAGCCCAGGCAGCAUCACCCACAUUCACACAUGUGUAUGCUGCCCUUGUAGCAAUAAUCAACACAAAGUUUCCACAAAUAGGAGAGCUUAUUCUUCAACGACUUAUCCUUCAGUUCAAGAGAGGAUAUCGUCGAAAUGACAAAAGUCUUAGCAUGUCUUCAACUCGCUUUAUUGCGCAUCUAGUCAACCAGCAAGUGGCACACGAAGUUAUCUCACUGGAGAUCUUGACUUUGCUUCUGGAGAACAAAACAGAGGACUCAGUUGAAGUUGCUAUUAGUUUUCUGAAGGAAUGUGGACAAAAACUAAUGGAACUCUGCCCUAAAGGAAUAAAAGCCUCCUUUGACAGCUUGCGCAGUAUUCUUCAUGAGGGGCAGAUUGACAAGCGUGUGCAGUACAUGAUAGAAGUCAUGUUUGCCAUCAGGAAGGAUGGAUUCAAAGACCACCCUGCCGUCAUUGCUGACCUUGACCUUGUGGAAGAAGAUGACCAGUUUACUCACUUGUUGCUCUUGGAGAACGUCACGACUGCUCAGGAUGAAUUGAAUGUCUUUAAAGCUGAUGACCAUUACAUUGAAAAUGAGGAAAACUACAAGACUCUCAAAAAAGAAAUUCUUGAUGAAGGUAGCUCUGAUGAAGAGUCUGGAGAUGAAUCAGGAUCUGAGAGCUCCAGUGAAGAGGAACAAGAAGAAGAAGCUAAACAAGACAUUAUAGACAACACAGAAACUAACAUGGUGGCACUGCGGCGAACAAUCUACCUCACCAUUCAAUCAAGUCUCGAUUUUGAGGAAUGUGCGCACAAGCUGCUCAAGAUGGAGAUGAAACCAGGACAAGAUGUUGAACUUUGCUAUAUGAUUUUGGACUGUUGUGCCCAGCUCCGUACAUAUGAAAAGUUCUUUGGUCUUCUUGCUCAGCGAUUCUGCCAGCUGGACAAAAAGUACGUUGAGCCAUAUCAAAACAUUUGUGAGCAGUUUGAAACUAUUCAUCCUGACACAAACAAGCUUCGCAAUGUUGCCAAGUUUUUUGCCCACCUUCUGCACACAGAUGCCAUUUCCUGGGGGGUGAUGAGCUGUAUGAAGCUAACUGAAGAAGACACAACCUCUGCCAGCAGAAUUUUCAUUAAGAUUCUCUUCCUUGAGCUUUCAGAGUACAUGGGAUUGCCCAAGUUAAAUGCUCGACUCAGAGAUCCAACUCUCCAAGAAUAUUUUGAAGGGAUCAUGCCUCGAAAUAAUCCUAAAGACACUCGCUUUGCAAUCAAUUUCUUCACCACCAUUGGCCUAGGAGGUCUGACGGAGGACUUACGAGAACAUCUGAAGGGAAUCUCCAAGCAGUUGAUGCAGCAGAAGCAACAGCAGCAGCAGGAUCAAGCCCAGUCCAGCUCCAGUUCUGACAGUUCAGAGUCGGGUAGCUCGGACUCCGGGAGCUCCGAUAGCUCAGAGUCAGACAGUUCUGAUUCUGACAGCUCUGAUUCAGAUUCUGAGAGCUCGGAGAGUUUCUUCUAACUCAGAAGCAGAAAGGAGAAGGAGAAGAAAGACACUGGGAUGGGGGAGGCAAGAUGCGGCACACGCAGACCUCAAGGUCAAAGGAGAGCAAACAGGCGGACCAGGGCAGAGAGCGGCUGGAUGCCGGAGGUAUGAAUGGCGUAACUCGCGCAGAUGGCAGACCACGCAUUGAGGACAAACUCUUGAACUAAGUCUGGCAGGAGAAGCUCCAAUCAUAGAUUUCUCUCACAGCAGGGCUCUUCCAUCCCCACAAGACAGAAGCAAAGAGGGAAUCGCCCAAAGGGCAAACGAGGGUUUAGGAAAACGCCAGGGACGCAGGAACAUAGGCUCA
Molecule: messenger RNA, 3290 nt
Organism: Pomacea canaliculata
Lineage: Eukaryota; Metazoa; Mollusca; Gastropoda; Architaenioglossa; Ampullariidae
Product: pre-mRNA-splicing factor CWC22 homolog
Biological process (GO): mRNA splicing, via spliceosome
Cellular component (GO): catalytic step 2 spliceosome
Molecular function (GO): RNA binding; protein binding
Source: RefSeq, a predicted model, not a curated record